UGAGGCGCGACUGCAUGUCUGAGAGUAAAGAGGAGAGUUUGGUUUCACUUCUCCCAUCAUCGGUCGGAUCGUUCACUGGGAAUUCUCCAGCAUUCAUCCCGCCAUGGGGAACAACGUGUCGGGACUGUCGGCGCUGCAGAGAUCCCAGCAGGCGGGUUUCCACCGGCUCCGGAACCACAAAGACUCCCUUGGCCCGUUCCCGUCCACGUCGCACCGAUGUCACCACAAACCCAAGAGGUGUCUGCCCAUCCAGUGCGGCAGCGUCGGCGGACCUUUCCCGGUCAGCCCGCUCCUUUUCCAUCCAAACACCAAGGGAUCCCAAAUAGUCAUGGACCUGGCCCAGAAGACCGUCAAGAGACAGGCCAGCUUCUGCAACGCCAUCACCUUCAGCAACAGGCCCAUCGCGCUGUACGAGCAAGUCCGCCUCAAGAUCACUAAAAAGCAGUGCUGCUGGAGUGGAGCUCUGCGUCUGGGCUUCACCUCCAAAGACCCCUCCAGGAUAAACCCCGAGAACCUGCCGAAGUACGCCUGUCCCGAUCUGGUGUCCCAGAGCGGCUUCUGGGCCAAAGCCCUGCCCGAAGAGUUUGCCAACGAGGGAAACAUCAUCGCCUUCUGGGUCGACAAGAAGGGCAGGGUCUUCUACCGCAUUAACGAGUCCAGUCCCAUGCUGUUCUUCAGCGGAGUUCGGACGGCGGAGCCGCUCUGGGCCCUCAUUGAUGUUUACGGUCUGACCCGCGGAGUCCAGCUGCUCAACAGUGAGAUCGUUCCUCCGGACUGUCUGCGCCCACGCUCCUUCACCACGGUGCGCUCCUCCUCCCUGCGGCGCGAGGCAGACGACUCCCGCCUCUCCGUCAGCCUGUGUGAUCUCAACCUGCAGCAGGAGGACCGAGGCCCCGCCCACUCUCACCGCCACACGCUGCACCUGCUGCCCUGCUCCUCCUCCUCCACCUGCCCCAUUCCCCAGAAUUCCCUGAACUCGCAGCAGUCCUCCCUGCUGCCGUCAGCCCUGGAGAGCGACCUGCACUUCCACCAGCUGCGCGGCGCCCACAUCAAGACGCUGGACGAGCAGACAGUGGCCCGGUCUGAGCACGCCCGGGAGGAACGGACGCUGGUCUUCACCAACCGGCCCCUGCGCACCGGAGAGACCGUCUUUAUCAAGGUCACCAAGUCCAGCCCGGUGCGCUCGGGCUCACUGUCGUACGGCGUGACCUCCUGCGACCCGGCAGUGCUGCGCCCCAGCGACCUGCCGUACAACCCUGAGGCUCUGGUGGACAGGAAGGAGUUCUGGGCCGUGUGCCGCGUGCCGACGCCUCUGCAGAGCAGCGACAUCCUGGGCUUCCUGGUCAACCAGGAAGGGGAGGUCAUCCUCAGCCACAACGACAACGUGGGGAUGAGGUGUGCGUGGACAACUCGCCCCCUCUGGAUGUUCUUCGGCCUGCACGGAGCUGUGACACAGCUGAGGAUUCUGGGCUCCACUCACGUCGGGGACCCACGGGCCACGUCCAACCCCAGCUCGCCCUCCUCCUCCCCCCACACGCCCAGCGCCCUGGGGAGCGGCAUCUCUGACCCGGUCCUGAACGGAGGCUUGUGUUCGGCCGCCUACUGCAGCUCAGCAGGAGGAACGACGCCCAGCUCCCCGGUCAGCCUCCCCAAGUCUCCCACGUUCCCGUCGGGCCGGGGCCCGUGGGCCGACGAGUGCUCCAUCUGCUACGAGAAUGCCGUGGACUCGGUCAUCUACACCUGCGGACACAUGUGUCUCUGCUACAGCUGCGGCCUCAAGCUGAAGAUGUCCAACGCCUGCUGUCCCAUCUGCAGGAGACAGAUCAAAGACAUCAUCAAGACGUAUCGCAGCACGUAAAGAGCCUCAGUCUGACCAACAGUCGGUGACGUUCAGGGACUUUGUUUUCCUCCUUUGGGAUUGGAGAAAGCUUUCAGUGAGGAAGAAGCUGAACUCAUCUGG
Poeciliopsis prolifica (blackstripe livebearer) is the source of this 1960-nucleotide messenger RNA. RefSeq names its product E3 ubiquitin-protein ligase NEURL1-like. Gene Ontology annotation, biological process: negative regulation of Notch signaling pathway; nervous system development. The record is from RefSeq and is a predicted model, not a curated record. Gene Ontology annotation, molecular function: ubiquitin protein ligase activity. NCBI's taxonomy places the organism in Eukaryota, Metazoa, Chordata, Actinopteri, Cyprinodontiformes, Poeciliidae. Gene Ontology annotation, cellular component: plasma membrane; postsynaptic density.